Ananas comosus (pineapple) is the source of this 1762-nucleotide messenger RNA. RefSeq names its product translation initiation factor eIF-2B subunit gamma. The coding region runs from base 166 to 1539 and encodes 457 amino acids. Gene Ontology annotation, cellular component: guanyl-nucleotide exchange factor complex; eukaryotic translation initiation factor 2B complex. NCBI's taxonomy places the organism in Eukaryota, Viridiplantae, Streptophyta, Magnoliopsida, Poales, Bromeliaceae. Gene Ontology annotation, biological process: biosynthetic process; cytoplasmic translational initiation. Gene Ontology annotation, molecular function: guanyl-nucleotide exchange factor activity; translation initiation factor activity. The record is from RefSeq and is a predicted model, not a curated record. The transcript is spliced from 13 exons.
UUGCAUUUUUAUUUUUUUUUUUGUUUUUUUUAACUUUCCCCUGGAUCGAAUCCAACGCCGAUCCUGUUCUCAAAUAAAACCCUAGUAAACAAUUCCCUCGUUCCCACUCCGUCCAUCUCCUCCGUCUCCGGCGCCGGGAGCUUCACCGGACGGUGAAUCCGUCCCAUGGAUUUCCAGGUCGUCGUCCUCGCCGGGGGAGCUUCGGAGAAGCUCGCCCCCCUCGUCUCCAAGGAGGCCCCAAAAGCGCUUCUCCCAGUAGCCAAUCGCCCCGUGCUCUCCUACGUCCUCGAGCUCCUCGAGGCUAGCAAUCUUAAGGACGCCAUUGUGGUAGUUGAGGGGGAAGAAGCCGCCCUUCGCGUCGGCGGAUGGAUAUCAAGUGCUUAUGUAGAUCGCCUUCACGUAGAGGUAGCUGCAGUCCCCGAAGAUAUUGGAACUGCUGGUGCAUUACGAGCUGUUGCGCACCAUCUUACCGCAAAUGAUGUUCUGGUUGUCAGUGGUGACCUUGUUUCCGAUGUACCUCCUGGAGCUGUGGCUGCUACUCACAGAAGACAUGGUGCAGCAGUAACUGCACUGCUGUGUCCAGUUCCUGUCAGUGGACCUUCAGAUACUGGAUCUUCUGGAGGAAAAGAUAAAGCUAAAAAACCAAUUCGCUGCAACAUUGUCGGGUUGGAUUCUACAAGGCAAUUUUUGUUACAUAUUGCAUCAGGGGCUGAGGUUGAAAAAGAUAUUCGGGUUCAGAAAAGUAUUCUUCGUGCUGUAGGUCAGAUGGAAAUCAGAGCUGAUCUCAUGGAUGCUCAUAUGUAUGCAUUUAAGAGGACUGUUCUGCAGGAUGUUUUGGAUCGCAAGGAAACAUUUCACAGCAUUAGGCAGGAUGUGCUACCGUAUCUUAUUAGAACCCAACUGAGGUCAGAAAUAUCAACAAACGAAGUAUCUAAGUAUGAAACUGGGAAUGGUGCAGUUCCUUCCAAUAAAAAUUUGAACUGGCUCUCUCAACAUCGAGAAAUUGCUCCUUCUUCUUUCCAAGAAUGCUAUGUUUCACCUUCCAGUGCUCAAUUGGAAUCUCCAAAAUCACAUAAAUGUUGUGCUUACAUAUCUAGCAAAAGCAAGUAUUGUGCCCGAUUGAACUCUGUUCAGGCGUUUAAUGACAUAAACCGAGAGGUGGUAGGAGAGGCUAGUCACCUAUCUGGUUAUUAUUUCUCCGCACAAAACAACAUCAUCCAUCCAUCUGCUGUUCUUGGAUCUAAAACUACGGUUGGUCCUCAAUGCAUGGUAGCUGAAGGCUCACAAUUAGGUGACAAGUGUAGUGUGAAGCGAUCUGUAAUUGGUCGCCACUGCAGAAUCGGUUCCAAUGUAAAGAUUGUGAACUCUGUUGUGAUGGAUCAUGUGACUAUUGAAGAUGGAUGUUUCAUUCAAGGGUCCGUUAUAUGCAGUAACGUGCAGCUUCAAGAGCGCGCUGUUUUGAAAGAUUGUCAGGUUGGAGCAGGCUACGUUGUUACUUCUGGGAGCGAGCACAAAUCAGAGGCUCUCUCUAAAAAGUAGAGUAAACCAGUUUUGUGAGUUUUUCUCGCUCUCAUAUAAAAUAGAAUAACCGAGUUUUGUAAGUUUUUCUGCCACAUUUAUAGAUCUUUAAAUCUAUCCAUGCGCUAUAUUGAAUGUAUGGUUGCUUUCGCAAAUGGACUGGAAUUAGAAAAGAGUGUUUGCGGAUUUUUAUUGGGUCUUCUUUUAUUGAGAUCGAUUUAAUCUCGAUUAUGUAAGUUUUUUU